Molecule: messenger RNA, 1135 nt
Organism: Selaginella moellendorffii
Lineage: Eukaryota; Viridiplantae; Streptophyta; Lycopodiopsida; Selaginellales; Selaginellaceae
Product: serine/arginine-rich splicing factor SC35
Exons: 8
Coding region: 31-873 (280 amino acids)
Molecular function (GO): RNA binding
Source: RefSeq, a predicted model, not a curated record
GGCUGCUAGGGCUUGGCGCUGGGCGCGACGAUGUCGCAUUUUGGGCGAUCGGGGCCGCCGGACAUCCGCGAUACGUACUCGCUCCUCGUCCUCAACAUCACCUUCCGGACCAGCGCCGACGAUUUGUUUCCUUUGUUUGAUAGAUAUGGAAAAGUGGUUGAUAUUUUUAUCCCAAGAGACCGGAGAACCGGGGACUCGAGGGGAUUUGCUUUCGUUCGUUACAAGCACGCUGACGAAGCUCAAAAGGCAAUUGAGAGGCUUGAUGGUAAGAAUGUAGAUGGAAGAAAUAUUGUUGUCCAAUUUGCGAAAUACGGCAGGAACGAUGAGUCAAUCCACCGUGGAAAAAUAACUUCGUCCAGUCCAAUCUGGCGCAGCCGGUCCAGGAGCCGGAGUCCUCGGAGAGGAAGAAGGGAUUAUGACGACUACCGAGAGAGAGAUAGAGACCGAAGGCGUAGCCGUAGUCGCGAAAGAUACGAACGCGAGAGAUACCGCGGGCGUGACAGUAGAGAUUACCGGAGACGGAGCUUUAGCCGCAGCCGAAGCCGCAGUAGAAGUAGAGGCCGUGGCCACGACUAUCCCCGAGACAAUCGUGACGGCGGCCGCGAUGGCCGCGAUGCUCGUGAUGGUCGUGAUGGCCGCGAGGGGCGAAGACGAUCCCGGAGUAAAUCACCCGAGAGGCAAGCGUCUCCAGUCAUUGAAAGGAGCCCGUCGCCUCAGCCUCGUCGUAGCGCUUCUCCAGCUCCCAGGAGCCCAUCGCCGGUGCGAAACUUGGGCCAUCGCAGCGUCUCUCCGAGAGCAAGUCCAUCGCCGGAUGCGAAAAGUCCCGUGAAUGGCCGCCAUUCUUCUCCUAAUUCAGAGCCUGAGGAAUCCUAAUAAGCGAGCGGUGGCAUGCGCCUUUGGAGUACCUUGUUAGAGCUAUCCGGGGGUGGACAGUCUUAGUAGUACUCAUGGAAGCUGUCCGAGGGACAUCUAGCUGAGUGGAGGUGGCACCUCAGCUGGUUCGUCUUUACGUUGCAUUUUUUUUCUUCUCUUGCUCUCUUUCUCACUCUUCUCUCUCGCUCUCUCCCUCUUUUCUUUCUUUCCAUCACUAUGAUGUAUGUUUCUCGCUUAUUGGUAUGGGAAGGCUGUUGUUGUA